GCUCAAUCAAUUGGAAGGUGGGACCCUUGCCAUAGUAUUAUUGUGAGAGAUGCCAAAAUGGCAUUCUCAAUCACACCAACUAAUCCCAUUCGUAUCCAGCAUCAACCAAGUGAGAGAAGCUCAUCAAAAUCUCCAUUUUCAUCCACCAUAUUCGAACCAAAGCUUAAGGAGAAGAAGGAGGGGAAAGAAAAGAGAAAGAAGAAGGAAAACUUGAGGAUUAACAAGGUACUUCAAGGACUUUCACGGAGUUGAAAGGGUCGCCGGAGUGUCGCCGGAGUUCGUUGAAGUUCACCGGAGUUUCACCGGAGCUCAAUAAGAAAGGCUAGAACUUCAUAAGCUUCUUUUGAGGUUGAGGCUAGAGUCCUACCACCUGCACCUUUGCCUAGGGUGACUGAUCAAGGAGGAAGACGUGAAAUGGAGGGUAGAGGCAUGGCUACGAGGAACAACCCGAGAGGGCAAACUCCGGUGACGUCCGAAGGGGCUAGCCAGGUUGCAUCUCGGGGCGCGAGAGGCGGUAGGAGAGGCCGUGGAGGCCGUGGAGGCCGGGGAGGCCGUCGGGCUCAAACCGUGAGCGAUGGCCAUGUUAGCUCGGUGCAUGGAACUCACACCGAGGAUUAUGACUCUACCUAUGUCCCCGAGACGGAACAUGAGGAGACCCCAUAUGAUGGGGGUGAUACGUAUACUGAUGAUGACAACGAUGAGAGUGAUGCCAAAUUCGCCCAGAUGGGUGAACUGUUUGAGUGGUAUCAAAAGGAGAAGUUGAGGAGAGAUCUUAGGCGCCAAGCUAGGCGUGCCUCUCAGGGGGCUUCAGGUCACGGAAGCCGGGGAGCAUCAGUGGCUACACCUGUGGCGUCACAGGGAAUGCAUGGAGGAGGUUUUUGUGUAAGAAUCUCCAAAUACCUCAAGGAGGCUAGGGCCUUGGGGUGCAAGUCAUUUGACGGCAAGGGUGAUAUAUCGGUGGCUGCCGAUUGGAUAAAGAAGCUAAAUGAGGCUGCUAGGGAUAUGCAGAUCGGGCUUGAUAUAAAGCUGACAGUUGCUACCAGGUUACUGGAGGGAGUAGCCGCGGUAUGGUGGGAAGGCGUGGAAGGAAAGUUCCACGGUGAGACCACCUGGGAGAAAUUUGAAGUAGAAUUCUAUAAUCAGUACUACUCAGAGUUCGAAAAGAACCAGAAGAGGAAGGAGUACAUGACCCUGGUACAGGAGGAGGAUUGCUCGGUGAGGCAACUGGAACAAAGGUUCCGGGACUUGGCACGGUACAUACCCGAGUACGCCAUGGAUGAGAACCGUAUGGCUAAUCACUUCUGGGAUACCCUACACUUGGAUAUCCGUGAUCGGACUACCUACAAUCAUCACAUGACCUUUAGUGAGAUUGUGGACCAGGGGCUACUUGGGGAAGCCAAGUGGAAUGAAAGGAAGAAGAGAGACGCCGAAGAGGCGAAAAAGAGAAGAUGGGGGAAUUCUGGACCCCAAGACCAUUCUCGGAAACAUCACGCCGGGAAUGGAAGAUCAUUCAGGGCGCUGGAGCCACCGGCAAAGAAGAGUAAGGGCCCAGGAGGGCAAGGGCAUAGCUCGGGGAGCGUGAGGCCACCAAGGUGUCCAAACUGUAAUAGGAAUCACUCCGGGAAGUGCAAUGAACCACCUCGGUGCUACAAGUGUGGUAGCACAAGCCACCUCAAACUCUCUUGCCCAAUGUUGAGUGGAGGUGGGCCAUCGGGAGCUGUCGAGGCACCUACGUCUGGUAGGGGUCGUGCGGGACCAUCUCAGGGCGGCACGGGAAGGGGCGGACCCACGGCUAGUAACGCCGCGUCCGUUAACCAAGGGAGGACCCAGGCACGGGUGUACGCAAUGACCGAGGCUGACGCUCGGGCCAAUCCGGACUCCAUUGCAGGUUGAGGCUAGAGUCCUACCACCUGCACCUUUGCCUAGGGUGACUGAUCAAGGAGGAAGACGUGGUUCGUGCUUCCAUUCAUCUUCAAAACUGAUAAACUGUUCAUGGAUAUUUUUAACAAAGUUUUCUAUUAAAACAAUUGGGGGCCUGCGUGCCCGUAUUUGCCACGUGUGGCUCAGUAUCAAACAUAUCUUAUUUUCCGCAUUUGUUUGACUAAUAUAUAUUGAUGUUGAUUGUAUGGGUUUACUAAUCGGCUUGGCAAUAGAACUCAACGGACGC
Molecule: messenger RNA, 2167 nt
Organism: Cuscuta epithymum
Lineage: Eukaryota; Viridiplantae; Streptophyta; Magnoliopsida; Solanales; Convolvulaceae
Source: the annotation of a GenBank genome assembly